GACCGGACCCGUCGGUCGGGCUUUGAGUGGCUGGAAAUUCCCGUGGCCGACGGCUCCUCCCCCGCAGAAAUCCCCCGGCCGGGCGGUAAAUGCGCCGCGCCGCCGCCGCCGCCGCCCAUUCGCAGCGCCCCGCCAUGCUGAGCGCCCGCCGCCCCGCCGCGCCGCCGGCCCCCGGCGCCAUGGAGCGAGCCAAGAAGGACCGCCACGUCCCGCCCGACGACCGCCACGACAGCGGCCUCGACUCCAUGAAGGAGGAGGACUACCAGCAGCUAGUGAGGGAGCUGGAGGACAUCCGCCUGCAGCCCCGCGAGCCGCCCGCCUGGGCGCAGCAGCUCACGGAGGACGGCGACACUUUUCUUCACUUGUCGAUUAUUCAUGAGGAAAAAGCCCUGAGCCUGGAGGUGAUCCGACAGGCAGCUGGGGACCAUGCUUUUCUGAACUUCCAGAACAACCUCAGCCAGACUCCUCUUCACCUGGCAGUGAUUACCAAUCAACCCGAAAUUGCUGAACAUCUUCUGAAGGCUGGAUGUGACCUGGAAAUCAGGGACUUCCGAGGAAACACCCCUCUGCACAUUGCCUGCCAGCAAGGCUCUCUCAGGAGCGUCAGCGUCCUCACACAAUACUGCCAGCCACACCACCUCCUCGCUGUCCUUCAGGCAACCAACUACAACGGACAUACGUGUCUCCAUUUGGCAUCUAUUCAAGGAUACUUGGCUAUUGUUGAAUACUUGCUGUCUUUGGGAGCAGAUGUAAAUGCUCAGGAGCCGUGCAAUGGCAGAACGGCACUACAUUUGGCUGUUGACCUGCAGAAUUCAGACCUGGUGUCGCUUCUGGUGAAACAUGGGGCGGAUGUGAACAAAGUGACCUACCAGGGCUAUUCCCCCUAUCAGCUUACGUGGGGAAGAGACAAUUCCAGCAUACAGGAACAGCUGAAGCAGUUGACCACAGCUGACCUGCAGAUGUUGCCAGAAAGUGAAGAUGAGAGCAGUGAAUCGGAGCCUGAAUUCACAGAGGAUGAACUUAUAUAUGAUGACUGCCUUAUUGGAGGACGACAGCUGGCAUUUUAAAGCGGAGCUUUCUGUGAAAAGAAGUGACUGUGUUCAUAUGUAUAGAAAAAGGACUGACUUUCUUAAUUGAAAAAGGAAGUCACAAUGCAGAGGGAGAAAACGGGAGCGACAUACUGCACUGCCCGGCAAGGACCACGUUGCUGUAACAGGACGGUUCCAGAAUCUGUUGUGCGUUUAAAUACGGGAGUGAGACGUGUAAUAUCAGUACAGCUCUGUGAUUGUUCACACCAGCUGAUAAAGAGCCACAUAACGAAGUCUUCUCAACCCUGCGAAGGUAACAGACUACCUGUCCCACCUGCUAGCAAGGAGAGCUGUCUUGUGGCGUUAAGUACCGUUAAGUACCAGCUGUCUUGUGGCGUUAAGUACCAUCCUGUUAUGGCAAGGCAGGCUCAUACCAACACCCCCUCUUCUUGGAGACUGGGUGUUAGUUUGUGUUGGGCUGGUGGCACACCCUGGCCCUGCUGACCGACCUCAGCUGCUCUGGGUGGAGUGUCCAGGCGGAGUCCUUAAACCAAGGACUGCUGGCCUCCUGGCUGUUAGGAGGAAGUAGCAAUAAUGUUAACUGUGGGCAUUGGAAACUCUGUGUUUCACACCAUGUGUGUCAUAAUUGCUACACUUUUUAGCAAUUGUAUAUUGUGUAAAUGCUGUACAUUUUUUGUUUAUAAUUAUUUUGGUAUAUGUGAGAUGUGUAUUUAUUAAAAAAACAACAGAUUACUCU
Messenger RNA from Cuculus canorus (common cuckoo), 1785 nucleotides. It is a transcript of the gene NFKBIA, whose product is annotated as NFKB inhibitor alpha. Gene Ontology annotation, molecular function: protein binding. The record is from RefSeq and is a predicted model, not a curated record. The coding region runs from base 90 to 1067 and encodes 325 amino acids. Lineage: Eukaryota; Metazoa; Chordata; Aves; Cuculiformes; Cuculidae. The transcript has 6 exons.